UCUCUCCAAGAUCCAUUAUUAGUCAUGCUUUCUUCUCCUCUCUCUUUCACUGUUUUCCUUAUCAUUGUUAUUGACACUAUAGGGAAAUGCUUAAAACAAGACCACUGAAAAUGGUUCUGAAGCUUAAUUUCAGUGAUGGUUGUGGGUGUCAGUUCACCAGCAUCAAUUUUCCCAUAAAUUUUCAGGCAUCAAGGGACAGCAUCAACCAAGAUAAAAGCAUAGUAAUUCAGAAGCUUAGGGACAUGUCAAUCCAGGACCAAAGCUGUGGUCAGUUUUCAAUGGUUGAGAGAAAGAUCCUUCCAGGCCUCCAAAAGGAAAUCACUAUCUAUGCGGUUGCUACAAACAUUGUUGGGUAUGGUGCUUUUCCAACAAGCUCAGGUCUAUCUGAAGUCAAUCUUCAAGGUAAGGAGGAGAGGAGAAAGGUCAAUUAUGGCAGUAAUGGCUACUUUGUACCAAAGCAUGAAAUUUUAAAUGCUGCUGAAGGACCCACAAAGAAGUUGAAAGUCUGUUGACUUAGUCUUUUGCUCAUCUAGGAAGUUAGUCUUUUGCUCAUCUAGGAAAUGAACUUCAAUAGGAGAUCCUGAUUAUCAGCAGGAGAAAUGUUUUGGUACUUGUAGAUACUGUAGAUAUAUAUAGCAAUAGCACACUAAAUGCACUAAGAGACCAGGUGAGUUUUGGAUGCACAAACUUGGUCUCUUCAAGUGUGAAUACAGAAUGGGAGGCAGCACGAUAGUCAGAAACGCGUUGCUCCUAAAUGUUCAGGCAGUGAUACUUGAUCGCUGAAAACAGAAUCAUUCAUUUUGUGGCACUCUCUUGUUGCAUUCUGCCCUGAAUGGGAGUUUGAUAGUACUGUCAACAACUUUGUAUAGUUCUACUAAUCAGCAGGUUGUGAGUGAGCAGAGUAACAGCUGUGACAUCUUUUGUAGAAGUUAUUAAUAUGAUGUAUCUUGGGUAAAGUAUUACCCUUACUGCUUUAUGUGACACUACUUAUACUAUGCUACUCUAUCUGUGAG
Messenger RNA from Ilex paraguariensis (yerba mate), 1013 nucleotides. The record is from the annotation of a GenBank genome assembly. NCBI's taxonomy places the organism in Eukaryota, Viridiplantae, Streptophyta, Magnoliopsida, Aquifoliales, Aquifoliaceae.